GCUGUUUUAGUUGCCACAUUUCAACAGACCUGAUAAACUUAGCAAGUUUACACAGGAUCAGUUCACAUUAUUACAUGUUGUCUCCCAACAGAACUGCACAAGGUGCCUCACAGAUACUGUCUCAAUAUGUCUGAAGACAAUGUAUCAACAUCAUCACCGUCAUCAUCAUCAUCACCAUCAUCAUCGCCCAGCAACACACAUCAUGGACUUGUGAUUUCAGAUUCUUGGACCGGAUUUAAACUGGAUAUGUUUACAUUGCCCAACCAUUAUUGUGAAGAUUUGGAUUGUGUUUUCAUACCCCAUGGUGUAAUAGUAGACAGGAUAGAGCGCUUGGCCAGCGACAUAAUGAAGGACAUUGGGGAUAAUCACAUCACCGUCCUGUGCGUUCUCAAAGGAGGCUACAAGUUCUGCGCGGACCUUGUUGAACACAUUAAGAACCUCAGUCGGAAUUCCGAAAGAUUCAUCUCCAUGAGGGUUGACUUCAUCAGGCUCAGAAGUUAUUGUAAUGACAAGUCGACCGAUGAGAUUGAAAUCAUUGGAGGAGAGGAGCUGUUAAAGUUGACUGGAAAGAAUGUGCUGAUCGUAGAGGAUGUUGUCGGAACCGGGCAGACGAUGAAGGCUCUGCUUAGUCAUAUUGAGAAGUAUGAACCAAAGAUGGUGAAAGUAGCGAGUUUGCUUGUCAAGAGAACGGGAAACAAUAACUACAGACCGGACUAUACUGGAUUCCAAAUUCCUGACAUAUUUGUGGUUGGCUAUGCUUUAGACUACAAUGAACACUUUAGAGACCUUCAUCAUAUAUGUGUCAUCAAUGAUAACGGCAAAGAAAAAUAUAAGGUGUGAGACAUCUUCUACCUGGUGGAUUUUAACAGAAACAGAAAACGCUGCCGUACGCAGAAGAAUGGAAAGGCCUUGACACGGACUACUUUUGCAAAUGAUUUUUUAUCACAGAGAAGAUUUGAUACUACAAUAAAAUAUUUACUUUAAAUGAG
Messenger RNA from Spea bombifrons (plains spadefoot toad), 989 nucleotides. It is a transcript of the gene PRTFDC1, whose product is annotated as phosphoribosyl transferase domain containing 1. The transcript is spliced from 10 exons. The record is from RefSeq and is a predicted model, not a curated record. Gene Ontology annotation, biological process: purine ribonucleoside salvage. Gene Ontology annotation, molecular function: hypoxanthine phosphoribosyltransferase activity. The coding region runs from base 127 to 840 and encodes 237 amino acids. Lineage: Eukaryota; Metazoa; Chordata; Amphibia; Anura; Pelobatidae.